This is a messenger RNA of Fusarium keratoplasticum, 900 nucleotides long. RefSeq lists its product as uncharacterized. The record is from RefSeq and is a predicted model, not a curated record. NCBI's taxonomy places the organism in Eukaryota, Fungi, Ascomycota, Sordariomycetes, Hypocreales, Nectriaceae. The transcript has a single exon. The coding region runs from base 1 to 900 and encodes 299 amino acids.
AUGGAUGGGCUUCCCACAGGCGACGUUGGUUUUGACCGUAGAUACCCCAGCGUGUUUGGCGAGCAUCCCAUAGACUUAGAUCAUGAGGAGCUAUGCCCUGGUGCCAUGGAGAGAGCCCAUGAGUAUUACAAACAAUGGAAUCGUAAGAUCCUGAUGUUUGAUCCGAGAGUAUGCUUUGUAACAGGUACUGUCUAUUUUUUCGGUGUUAACACGACUUGGGUGAUUGCGGGUUAUCAGCUCGCCGAGUUUGGCUCCAAGGCCUUCAAUGUGCGUUUAGUUGAGCUUGCGGCAGUGACACUUCAUCAGGGCGGAGCUUUGCUAUUUCAACUUGAUUUACGAAUACAUCAAGGAGAUACAGACAGCAUCGUCAAUUGGAGGAUGCCACCUAUAGAGGGCCUCGUCGAUGUGCCUCCACGACCAACCCUUUUCAACCAUCACGCAUAUCUCGACGCAGACAUCUACCCCGAAGGUGUCGAUGACAUCGUUGGGUACUGGGCUGAGGAGCGUAUCCUUGGGGGCGCGGCAGUAUUUGAUCGUGGCGCCGAAGAUGUAGCAGCCACCUCCAACAUCUACUUUUACUCCUGCCGCCGUCGUCAGACUCAUCGCGUAUAUCAACUCCGCGACGAUCAACAAGAGGCCCUCUUCAAUCUUCUACUUGCCGAGACGGAUUCUCCUCCUUCAGAGCCAAAUUCAUUACCCGUCUUGGGUAACGCGCAAAAUCGAAUCCGUGUCGACUCGGAGGUUGCCAUCACCCAUCACAACAUCUACCGAGACAUCUGGGAACGCAAGCCUCUCGCGAUAGAGGAGGAACUGACCGUGGGAAGGCGGCAAAAGACCGAUCUUGAUUACCCUGAGCUUGCUGAGGAAGUUUUUCGGAUCAAUAAAAAGCUUGGGAUUUAG